AUCCUCUUCCUUCCAGAACUUGAAACACCGGAAAGUUCUUCCAUCAGACAUAAAAAAAAAAAAACAGCUCCGAGAUUCGAAGACUUCCAUGUCGGAGAGAGGGGAAUAUUCUCCGGCGACAAUUCCGGGGAUGACAGCAGACCCUUUCAGCUGUAUCAACGAACUCGGCGCCAUGGCCAUGAAGAAGAAGAAGUGCAAGAACCAGAGGAGGUUCACCGAUGAACAGAUAAAGUCGCUGGAGCUCAUGUUCGAGUCGGAGACAAGGCUCGAACCCAGGAAGAAGGUGCAACUGGCCCGUGAGCUCGGGCUGCAACCAAGACAGGUGGCUAUAUGGUUCCAGAACAAGAGGGCACGUUGGAAAUCGAAGCAGCUCGAGAAGGAGUACAACAUUCUCAGAGCUAAUUACAACAACUUGGCUUCACAGUGCGAUGCCCUGAAGAAAGAAAAGCAGGCUUUGGUCUCUGAGUUGCAGAGGCUGAACGAGCUGAUGCAGAAAACUGAGGAAGGGCAGUGUUAUGGGCAAGGGGUGGCACUGAGCAGCACGGACCAUGAGUCGGAUAACGGCGAGAACACUCGGUAUCAAACCGAAGUGAAGCCGGGGAAGUAUGAGAACGGACCAGGGGUUUUGUCGGACGACGACAACAUCAAGACUGAGUAUUUCGGGUUCGAGGAAGAUCCAGACCUUAUGGGCAUGGUGGAACCAGCUGACAGUAGCUUGACAUCAUCCGACGACUGGGGAGGUUUCAAGUCAGAUGCCCUUUUGGACCAAUCCAGCAGCAACUACCCAUGGUGGGAUUUCUGGUCCUGAAACUUCGAAAAAAUAAACAAUCUUCACAAUAUGGAACAAGAGGCUUUGAACAGAGUAUUGAGGAAUGGAGACAACUCCGAGCAUUCACCAAAAUAUCUUCGGCCAAUGUUUAUCACAUGGAUCAAGCAAACGAUACUGAAGAGUUAGUUCGAUCUCAGGACUUUUGCAGGGUUUUGAGCUUGAAACUGCUCCCUACACACCCAUCAAUCCAUAGAGUUUGUGUACAAAUUCUGCUAGAGAAUAAAGCAUCUCUGAUAGUCGUAGUUCGUUCUGUUGCUGUUCCUCUUUAGUGUUUUUCAUAGCAGUUGUAGCCAAAGUCAGGUCAGUUGUAGCCAAAGUCAGGUCAGAAAGUGGGAAGAAUGAUAAUAAAAUCAAGGGGCAGAGUGUCAGAAAGCGUCA
This is a messenger RNA of Tarenaya hassleriana, 1207 nucleotides long. RefSeq names its product homeobox-leucine zipper protein ATHB-7-like. The record is from RefSeq and is a predicted model, not a curated record. Gene Ontology annotation, biological process: positive regulation of DNA-templated transcription. Bases 89 to 808 code for a protein of 239 amino acids. Gene Ontology annotation, cellular component: nucleus. NCBI's taxonomy places the organism in Eukaryota, Viridiplantae, Streptophyta, Magnoliopsida, Brassicales, Cleomaceae. The transcript is spliced from 2 exons. Gene Ontology annotation, molecular function: DNA-binding transcription factor activity, RNA polymerase II-specific; sequence-specific DNA binding.